CAUAUAUACAUGCGUCUGUGUGUGUAUAUAUAUAAACAAGUGUGUGCUUCAUCGAAUUCAGGUUAAUAUAUCGCCUUCUCUCUUCGACAUUAACAUCGUCUCUGUCGAAUAUUUCGCUAGCUGUUGUGGGGUUUAUUUGAAGACAUGGUGUUACCGUGGAGAAGACACGAGAGGAAGAGACGCCAAGGCAAGAAACUAGAAAUCUCCGGCGGGGAAAUAAAGAUUCCGGCGGAUUUCCGGUGUCCCAUUUCACUAGAUCUUAUGAAAGAUCCGGUGACUCUAUCAACCGGAAUAACGUACGACCGGAACAGCAUCGAGAGCUGGUUCGAGUCAGGCAAAGACUCAUGUCCCGUGACGAACCGAACCCUCGAUCACACCAACCGAACCGUACUGAUCCCGAACCACACGAUGCGUAAGAUGAUCCAAGAAUGGUGCGUGGAUCACCGUUCGUACGGAAUCGAGCGCAUCCCAACGCCACGUGUCCCGUUGACUCCUCGAGAAGUGUCGGAGAUUUGCAAGAAAUUAAUGGAAGCUGUCGUCCGUCAAGACAAUGCGAAGUGUUUGGAGAUCGUUGGUAAGAUCAAGAAUCUGGGCAGGGAGAGCGAGAGGAACAAGAAAUGCUUGGCUCAGAACGGCGUCGUUUCAGUCCUGUCUUCUUGUUUCGAGAGGUUCUCAUCGGCGGCGCGUGAGAGACACAUGGCUCUGUUGGAGGAAGUCAUAUCGGUUCUCGCGUGGCCGCUUCUGGUCCGAUCAGAGGGUCUCUCCAAGAUCAUGGGAACUGCAUCCUCUCUACGUUGCAUCGUACAUUUCUUGAACAGCUCGGAUCCCUCGGCGAGACAAAACGCAGCCUUUUUGCUCAGGGAGGUUGUUUCUUCGGACACAAGUUACGCCCGUACACUUACGGACAUAGAAGGAGCAAGCGAAGGACUUGUCAACCUUAUCCAAAACCCAACUAGCCCCAACUCCACAAAAUCUUCUCUAAUGGUGAUUUAUCACAUGGCGACAACUAACGACCAGACAGUUUCGAGAUUCGUCCAGAUGGGUCUGGUCUCGUCGAUCACAGAAAUGGUUCUGAACACGGAGAAGGGCAUUAGCGAGAGAGCUCUAGUUGUUCUCGACGCCAUAUGCAAUGAUGAACAAGGAAGAGAGGCAAUUCUGAGGAACGACUUGAUCGUUCCUCUUCUGGUGAAGAAGAUUCUCCGGGUAUCGGAUUUGGCAACGAUGUGUUCGAUCUCGAUUCUGUGGAAGCUGGGGAAGAAAGAGGAAAGUGUUUUGGUGGAAGCUCUUCAGGUCGGGGCCUUUGAGAAGCUUCUCGUGGUUCUGCAGGUUGGGUGUGAAGGUGAGACGAGAGAGAAGGUGAGCGAGUUGCUCAAGAGAUUGAAUCUUCUUAGGAACGAGGUUGGGAUGAAGUGCGUGGACUCUGAUUCAUCCAUGCGCCUUAAGUAUGUGAAAAGGUCAUUCUAAUGUAAAUUGCAAUAUGUAUUAUAUAUUUUUUUUUGUGGGAAUAUAAUUUUUUUUUAGACUGAGAUAAAACUAAUCGUAGGAUUAGAAACAAAUUAU
Molecule: messenger RNA, 1560 nt
Organism: Tarenaya hassleriana
Lineage: Eukaryota; Viridiplantae; Streptophyta; Magnoliopsida; Brassicales; Cleomaceae
Product: U-box domain-containing protein 21
Exons: 1
Coding region: 145-1464 (439 amino acids)
Biological process (GO): protein ubiquitination
Molecular function (GO): ubiquitin protein ligase activity
Source: RefSeq, a predicted model, not a curated record